AUGUAGAUUUAACACGUUUCCUCUUGUGUGAUGGUCGAGGCUGAUAACUAUUUGAUAAGCUGGUACAUUUCGACCAAAUUUAUCAUUAAUAUUUAUAGAAUAAUUCAAUUGACAGUGAUGAGCAAGUAGAAAGACAGAGACUCUGAAAUGUAACAGCCACUGCUUGAAGGGCAGCGAGACACCGAAUCCUCUCCUGAGGUGGCGAAUUAGUCAUUAGCUAAUGAAAUAAAGGGCAAGAAUCCCCUUCCUGCAGACUAUCAAUGGAUACUGGAGGAUCAUAAAGAAGCUGACUACUCAAAGAUAGAGGGAAGGAUCAAAAGUUAUAGUAAAAAGCUUUCUGAAAGAGAGGGAAGAGAAUUAAUGGUUAAGUAGGUCAUCAUGCUACCUCAGAGAGAUAUGAUCUUGGUAGACUACUAUUAUGAUAAAGAUUAGAGAAAUGAUUUCGUUGACGUCAUCGAUUUGAAUACAAUGGAGAUUAUCAAAACACAUUGCCUGUAGGCAGUUAAAAUAUUUUGCAGACACUUCAACCAUGUUGACUAUGUUUUUUACCAGCAAGAUUAGUUUUUAUACUUAAUGAAGCUUGAUGAUUUCAUUGAAUCAAACAAAGAUAAUCAAUUGGUUGAGUUUGAAUUUUAAGAAUGCAAGUGGCUCUGGAAUGUAGAAAUCAUAGAUGAAUCAGCAUCAUGA
This is a messenger RNA of Stylonychia lemnae, 687 nucleotides long. Lineage: Eukaryota; Ciliophora; Spirotrichea; Sporadotrichida; Oxytrichidae. The record is from the annotation of a GenBank genome assembly.